Molecule: messenger RNA, 456 nt
Organism: Penicillium angulare
Lineage: Eukaryota; Fungi; Ascomycota; Eurotiomycetes; Eurotiales; Aspergillaceae
Product: conidial hydrophobin Hyp1/RodA
Exons: 3
Coding region: 1-456 (151 amino acids)
Cellular component (GO): fungal-type cell wall
Molecular function (GO): structural constituent of cell wall
Source: RefSeq, a predicted model, not a curated record
AUGAAGUUCUUCGCUGCCGCUCUUCUCUUCGCUGCCACCGUCGUGGCCCUUCCCCAGCCUGGUGAUGUAAACACUGGUGGUAACAAGGUCAAGUACCCUGUCAGCAACAAGACCACCCUGAAGCAGGCCCAGAACACGUGCGGCAACGACGCUAAGGUCUCCUGCUGUAACGAGGCUACCUACACCAAGGAUGUCACCAACAACGCUAACGGGCCCUUGGCUGGUGUCCUUCAGUCCGCUCUGGGUGCUGGCUCUGGUGGUCUUGGUCUCUUCGGCCAGUGCAACGACCUCAGCCUCAACGUUCCUGUCUUGAACGUUGUUGGCGGUGGUCUCGAUCAGCUCGUUGAGCAGAAGUGCAAGCAGAACAUUGCUUGUUGCCAGGACACCAAGUCCGAUGCUAACGGCAACCUCAUCGGUGUCGCUAUUCCCUGCGUUGCCCUUGGCUCCCUCAUCUAA